GUACCACACGUGUGGGCGGGCUCAUUGUCUAGCUAGAGGAUGAAACUAAUAGAAAAUGCUUUAGUAUAGAACCGGAGGAGCAAGUACGGUUUACUUCCUAGCCUAGCUAAAUCUUAAAUCAAGUAGGAUUGCAGGAGUGCGAGUCGGUACUCAUUCCGUUGCAAAAUACUACUCCCUCCGGUCCACGAUAAAUGCCUCAAGUUUAAUACAAAUUUGUACUGUACUAAAUCUGAGACAUUUAUUAUGUAUCGGAGAGACAUAAAUUUUGUCGAGGUUAUAUAAAAAAAAUAUUACUUCUCCGUCCAACAAAGGAUGUCUCAACUUUGACUAAAUUUGAAUGCAUCUGUACACUAAGUCAUGUUUAGAUACAUUCAAAUUUUAACAAAUUUGAGACAUCCUUUGUUGGACGGAGAGAGUACUAAUAUUUUCUAUACCAAAUCAAUAUGAUAUGAAAAUACAUGUCAUGAGAUCUUGGCACCAUGAAUGUAGAUACAUUUUGCUAUACUGUACAAGGUUAGUCGAAGUUAACAAAAAAUUGAGAGUCAACAAAAGUUAUACAGUUUAUAUGUUACAGAAACGGUGGAAAUACUAAAUAGCUUUCAUCUUCUCCGUUUUCUCUGACACUAGCAGCUUAGAGUUCCCCAGGUGCAGUUUCUACGACUGAUUCAGACUUGAACUCUUGUGUUUUCAAACAGAGAAUCAUUUGCCGCUACAUGCCUGAUUUAGAAGAGUUCAAAGUUGUAGAUUGCACGACUCCGUCAGCAUCUCGGCGGUCAAAUUUCCCGCCGGUACGUGACGGCUCUUCAGCUACUUAUUACUGCCACCUCCCUCUCCUCAUUGUUGUUCUUGUUCCUGUUGCUUGCAUUUCUUCUACCUCUGAGUUCACACAUUCGAUGUCGGGGGAGGAGGAAGAAGGGAAGAAAAAGAAGCCCGCGACGACGGUGAAGAUCAUCGAGACGGUGUUCGUGGAGGCCGGCACCGCCGAGGACUUCAAGUCCGUCGUGCAGCGGCUCACAGGCAGGGGCUCCGCCGCCGCCGCCGCACCGGAGCAGGACCAAGCUGGUGAUCGGAGGGCCGCUGCUGGCACGGGGAGAGGAGGGAGCUCCGGUAGUACCGGUGGUCGCAAGGCAAGCGGCCACUCCGACGCGAAGCGGAGCGGCUGAGAUUGAUCGAUGCGUCAUGGAUAAAAAUAGAGAAAAGUAUAUUUUUUGUUUUCCGAUUUGACAAAACAUACGCACUCGGUCCUUUAAUUUUUUCCAUGUAAUUUUCGUCCUCUAAAUGUUAAAAGUAGACGUUAAUGGUUCCUCGGCACAUCCAAAUUGGUAUUAGUGCCGAGAUACCAUAGUUAUUGACUCAGUAUUAACAUGUCGGCCUGUCCAUUUAACAUGUAUCCGUUGGGUGAAGUUAUAGUUAUCCA
Molecule: messenger RNA, 1417 nt
Organism: Brachypodium distachyon (stiff brome)
Lineage: Eukaryota; Viridiplantae; Streptophyta; Magnoliopsida; Poales; Poaceae
Exons: 1
Coding region: 714-1163 (149 amino acids)
Source: RefSeq, a predicted model, not a curated record